CGCUACGAGUGACGCAUGCGCACAUCGUUCACUUCCCGUUUCCUGACAGCUGCACAACAACGUCAGGAAGUCAUCCGAGCUCCUGUAUUUCACUCAUUCAUCGGAGCUUUAUUCUCUUCUGUCUCUCUCCGGGGUCUCUCCAUGCGCGCUCCCGGGUGUGUGGCGCUGUUGGUUUGGCUGCUGAACGAUGCGGCGGCUCGUCAGUUCACGGAGGAGGAGAUGUCUGGGAUCAGACAGCGCAUCAAGUCCAUGUUCUACCACGCCUACAACAGUUACCUCGACAACGCCUUCCCCUACGACGAACUCCGCCCGCUCACCUGUGACGGACAAGACACCUGGGGGAGUUUCUCACUCACUCUGAUUGAUGCUCUCGACACUCUGCUGGUUCUGGGAAACCGUACAGAGUUUGAGCGUGUGGCGUCACUGCUCCAAGACACUGUGGACUUCGACAUUGACGUCAAUGCAUCAGUGUUUGAAACCAACAUCAGAGUGGUGGGUGGACUGCUGUCAGCCCACCUGUUGGCAGGGAGAGCCGGGAUGGAGCUGGAGUCCGGUUGGCCCUGUUCAGGACCGCUGCUGAGGAUGGCAGAGGACGCCGCCAGGAAACUGCUACCUGCGUUUCAGACUCCCACCGGCAUGCCGUACGGCACCGUGAACCUGCUGCACGGCGUCAGUCCCACCGAGACGCCCGUCACCUGCACUGCUGGCGUGGGAACCUUCAUCUUGGAGUUUGCCACACUGAGUCGGCUGACUGGAGAUGCGACGUUCGAGAACGUGGCCCGCCGAGCUCUGAGGGCCCUGUGGAAGACCAGAUCUGACAUUGGACUGGUGGGGAACCACAUUGACAUUGUGUCCAAGAAGUGGGUGGCUCAGGAUGCCGGCAUUGGCGCAGGAGUCGACUCUUACUUUGAGUAUCUGGUGAAAGGAGCCAUCAUGCUGCAGGACGAGGAGCUGCUCAACAUGUUCCUGGAGUACGAUCGAGCCAUUCAGAACUACACUCGUUUUGAUGACUGGUACCUUUGGGUGCACAUGCAUAAAGGAACCGUCUCCAUGCCUGUUUUCCAGUCUCUGGAGGCUUUCUGGCCCGGCCUGCAGUCUUUGUUGGGGAACCUGGACAGCGCCGUGAGAACCUUCCAGAACUAUUAUUCAGUAUGGAGACAGUUUGGAGGUCUGCCUGAGUUUUACAGCAUCCCCCAGGGAUACACUGUGGACAAGAGAGAGGGAUACCCACUGAGACCAGAGUUGAUAGAAAGCGCCAUGUACCUGUUCAGAGCCACAGGUGACCACACCUACCUCCAGCUGGGCCUCGAUGCUCUGGAGUCCAUCGAGAGAAUCGCCAAGACGCCCUGUGGAUACGCCAGUGUUAAAGACCUGCGAGAUCACCAGCUGGACAACAGGAUGGAGUCCUUCUUCCUCGCUGAAACCAUCAAGUACCUGUACCUGCUCUUUGACCCCACCCACUUCCUGCAUGGCGGCGGGACGGAGGGAGAUGGGUCUUGGGAAGAGGGCGGUGAGGGGGGGCAGUGUGUUUUAGGUGCGGGGGGGUUCAUUUUCAACACGGAGGCCCACCCUCUCGACCCGGCGGCGUUGUACUGCUGCAGCCGCCACACUCAGGACCGACGGGAGCUCCGAGACAUCCUGAUCAACCUGUCGCAGCACGACCGCCAAUCAAAACAGCCCACCAAGGAGACGGAAGGCCCUGCCCCCGAAAGCAUUGCUCUGAAACCAGGCGAGAAGAAGACGCCCCCCCCGCUGUCCUGUCCCGUGCAGCCGUUCAGUGCUCGGCUCUCCAUCCUGGGACAAGUCUUCAGCGAUAACACCUGACACUCAGCAUCCUGGUUAAAUAUCUUGAUUCAGCCACUGAUCUGAAACAGUUGAUUUUUCAGCACUGGAGUUACGGCCGACACGUUUCCCGUCUCGCUGUUUUUCUCGUCACUUUAUUUGCUGAUGUGUGAAAAGACAUUUUCAUAGCACGUCAGUUUUCAGGGAACUCAGACCAACAGGCAUAUUUUAUUGUCAGACACCAGGACAUUUGGAAAUCACAGCUGGAGUUUUAGGUUCAUAUUUCAAAACCUGUUUCCAACAAUCAUUCCUAAAUAGACUGACCACUGUCUUUAGAGACGGUUAUGCUCUGUGUUGUGAUGAAGGCAUUCAGGACCAGUGAGCCAAGAACUCGACUCGAAUGUUCUCUGCUGACUGUUGCUCUAAUUUAAAUUGAAGGUAAAAUAUAUUUUUAUUUAUUAGAAAAGUUGAGGUGUUUUCAUUUGUCAUAUUCUUAUUUGCUUUGUGUCAGUGUGUAAUUGUUGUCUUCAUAGUGAAGACUGGGGAAAAAUAAUAUUUCCUUCUAUCCUGA
Lates calcarifer (barramundi perch) is the source of this 2353-nucleotide messenger RNA. Its product is annotated as ER degradation-enhancing alpha-mannosidase-like protein 2. The coding region runs from base 16 to 1824 and encodes 602 amino acids. Gene Ontology annotation, biological process: carbohydrate metabolic process; endoplasmic reticulum mannose trimming; mannose trimming involved in glycoprotein ERAD pathway. Gene Ontology annotation, molecular function: calcium ion binding; mannosyl-oligosaccharide 1,2-alpha-mannosidase activity. The record is from RefSeq and is a predicted model, not a curated record. Gene Ontology annotation, cellular component: endoplasmic reticulum; membrane. The transcript has 11 exons. Lineage: Eukaryota; Metazoa; Chordata; Actinopteri; Centropomidae.